AAAAAUCAAGAUGGCGGAUGAUCGUGAACCUCCUGCGCUUUUCGACGAUGAAGCUGAAACACCAGAGACCAACCCGGACGAACAAGUUAACGGUAAUCCCCUAAUCGGAGAGACCACAGAAAUUUCUCUGAAUGACGAGGAAGCCAAGGCAGAUACUACUCCUGAAGAGAAUGACAAGGGUUCCUCCGAUCUUGCUGCAGACGGGAACGAGGAAAAGUCCGAAAUUUCUGCGGCGGCCUCCGUGGAUGUCACCAACCUCUCUAAACCGAGCGAAGAUGACAGCGAACCAGCUCCUAAAGAAAAACCUGAGGAAAAGGAAAUUGAAGAAGAAGAGGAAGAUGAUACCUUUGACAUGAAUAUUAAAGUGACAGAUCCUGAAAAGAUUGGUGAUGGCAUGGGCUCUUACAUGGUUUUUAAAGUGACAACAGUGACAAGCAUGCCAACAUUCAAGAAUUCGGAGACAUCUGUGAAGCGGCGAUUUAGUGAUUUCCUAGGACUACAUGAUCGACUCAAUAGCAAAUUUCUUCAUCUUGGAAAGAUAGUGCCUCCAGCUCCUGAGAAGUCUGUGGUUGGCAUGACCAGGGUCAAGCUGGGAAAAGGAGAGGAAAGUACUCCAGUUGACUUUAUUUCCAAGAGGAGAGCUGCUCUAGAGAGAUAUCUUAACAGAGUUGCACGACAUCCAACCUUGCGUGAAGAUCCAGAUUUCCGACAAUUUUUAGAAGCUGAUGGGUUACCCCGAGCCAAAGACACAGCAGCACUCAGUGGAGGUGGUCUGAAGCGAUUUGUGAAGUCAGUUGGAGAUACCAUGUUUCAACUUACCACUAAGAUGUCUGAAUCAGACCAGUGGUUUGAGGAGAAGCAGCAACAGAUUGAAACUCUUGACCAGCAAUUAAAGAAACUUCAUCUGAGUAUGGAAACACUAGCAAUGCAGCGAAAAGAAUUGAGCUCUUGCACUGCAGGUUUUGCCAAGUCUACUGCUAUGCUUAGUAACGCAGAGGAACAUGCUACAUUAUCACGGGCACUUUCACAGCUAGCUGAAGUUGAAGAGAAGAUUGAGCAGCUCCACGUACAACAGGCGGACAGUGAUUUUUAUGUUUUGGCUGAACUGCUGAAAGAUUAUAUUGGUCUGAUUCAAGCAGUCAAGGCAAGCUUUCAAGAGCGUGUCCGAUCUUACAGUAACUGGCAACAUGCACAGCAGAUGUUGACAAAGAAACGAGAAGCUUUGGUAAAGCUGGAACUUGCAUCAAAAAAUGAAAAGCUCCCUCAAGCACAGGAGGAAGUGAAAGAGUGGGAACAUAAAGUGGAGAAAGGGGAGGAAGAUUUUGGCAAGAUUUCUAAGGCGAUUCAGAAGGAGAUGGCCCGAUUUGAGAAAAACCGAGUGAAGGACUUCCGGGAAUCUCUGAUCAAAUACUUGGAAGACAUGAUGGAAAGCCAACAACAGUUGAUCAAGUACUGGGAAGCUUUCUUACCGGAAGCUAAGGCCAUUGCAUAGACGCCUUUCAAAAAUAUCAUAAUUUUUCAAUUACAGUUUAACCUGAGAACAUAUGAGUAUUUUCUUCAAGAACUUAAUUCUUGAAUUGCUUUUUUUCAAAACAUGACAGCGACGUUGUUGACUUAUCAUCAGUGUUUAUCCGUCAUUUCAUAGAGAUAUCGUGACCGUACUUGCACCUUUGGUUAUUCCACAGUCCGUAGAAAUCGGAAAGAAAUUUAAAUCUGUCGGAAAUGAUUUAACGUAAAAAAAUCAAUUUUGCUCAAGGGGAGGGAGCGAUAACCAGAUGAUGUUUGUAGUAUUUUUCGUACUCAAAAUAUCACUAGAAUUAAAGUGUUGACUACAAUGCAAUCAUGCUUGAAGAAAUCGAAAUGAACAUUAUGUGGUUUGUUCACUUAAAAUGACCAGCUCUAAGAAUCUUCAUAGGAAUAGUUUGGAAAUUAAAUUUCGUCAGCAGUGUUUGGGUUCCUUCAUUUUUAGUAAAAUCAAUGAACGCACCUAAAGAAACAAAAAAAAUAGCUUUUUUGUAGGUAAAGAAUGUUGAUGUCUCAAGUUAUAGACACUGAAAUAAAGUUAAAUCGUAAGAUGUUUCCAGUUA
Molecule: messenger RNA, 2087 nt
Organism: Stylophora pistillata
Lineage: Eukaryota; Metazoa; Cnidaria; Anthozoa; Scleractinia; Pocilloporidae
Product: sorting nexin-2
Biological process (GO): early endosome to Golgi transport
Cellular component (GO): endosome; endosome membrane
Molecular function (GO): phosphatidylinositol binding
Source: RefSeq, a predicted model, not a curated record